Phycodurus eques (leafy seadragon) is the source of this 1655-nucleotide messenger RNA. RefSeq names its product proteasome 26S subunit, non-ATPase 5 (gene psmd5). Gene Ontology annotation, biological process: proteasome assembly. Gene Ontology annotation, cellular component: cytosol. Lineage: Eukaryota; Metazoa; Chordata; Actinopteri; Syngnathiformes; Syngnathidae. The transcript is spliced from 10 exons. Bases 52 to 1566 code for a protein of 504 amino acids. The record is from RefSeq and is a predicted model, not a curated record.
CGGUCCGCUUUCGCGACUGUCAGUGUCCGCUUUCCAUGUAAACAGAGGACAAUGGCCGCCUCCAUCGAGAGUUUGCUGGAAGAAAUCUCCGACGUAGAAGACCCGAUUGAAGAACUUCAAUGCCUUAAAACUGCACUUUUAUCCAUACCGUUGAGCGCCUUGAGGGACUUUGUUAGCGGGCAUCGCUUUGAAGUGAUCUUCUCUUUGUUAAACUCAAAUGAAAGGGAGCAGGUGGAGCUGUGUGUGGACAUCCUCGAACGCAUCUUGAUGGCCUGCAGCCCACUGCAGGUGGUCCAGAACUACAGAGCGGCGCUGCAAGCGGGUCUGACGCACCCCAACGACACUGUCAAGAUACUGGCUUUGACCCAGGUGGGUAGGAUGGCAGAGCACCCGGAUGCUGCGGUGGAAGUCCUCAACAGUCGCAACAUUCUUGGAUCUGUUAUCCACUCCAUUGCGGAGGAGAACAUGAUGGUGGCGAAACAGGCCAUCCAGUCCUUGUCCAAGCUAAGUGGCACCAAAACCGGCCUGGAAAAACUUUUCCGCAGUGACUUGCUGAACGAUCUGAAGGACGUGAUGACCACUGGCGACAUCAUCCGAUACAGAGUCUAUGAGCUGGUUGUGGGGAUUGCGUCGGAGUGCCCACUUUCCCUCGGUUACUGUGCCAACAGCGGGAUAUUGUCUCAGCUGCUCACAGAACUGACAGGAGACGAUGUGUUAAUCAGGGCCACGGCCAUUGAGAUGGUGACCACUGUUGCCCACAGUCAACAUGGCCGAAAGUACUUGGGACGGGAGGGCGUCAUGUACAAGAUUUCCAACAUGAUCAAAGAAGCAGACACUGAUCCCUUCUCCUCUUUGUAUCUCCCAGGGCUAGUGAAGUUUUUCGGCAACCUGGCCUUCAUGGACGGUCCCCAGCUGGUGUGCGAAGACUACCCGGUCUUCCAGAACAAAGUGUUUGAGAUGGCCAUGGACACGGAUCCCGCGAUGGUCGGCGUGGCUCUGGAUACGUUGGGACUGCUGGGCUCUACUGUGGAAGGGAAGCAAGUGCUGCAGAAAACAGGUGAGAAAUUCAAGUCGGUGUUGUUAAGGAUGAGCCAGCUCACGAGCUCCGGUGCCACCGAGCUCCGAGCGCGCUGCUUGGAGGCCAUAUCGCAACUCCUUACUUUACAGCCGGAGCAGCAGACCGAAGAUCUGCUGGCGCUGACCGAGUCCUGGUUCCGCCUUUUCUCCAAGCAUCCCAUUGACAUGAUUCGUGACAUCAGCACUCAGCCCUUCCCGGAACUGCACUGUGGCGCCUUACGGGUCUUCACUGCCGUCGCCGCUCAGGCGUGGGGUCAGAGGUUGAUGGUGAGCACGCCCGGUUUCAUGGAGUUCAUCCUGGAUCGUUCCACCGGUCAAAGGAAGGAGGCCAAAGACGCCAAGUUUGAGCUGGUGAGCUCACUCUUGAGUUCGUCGAGCGCAGCGGAGAUACUGGGCAGCCAGAAUUACAUUGCCCUGAAGAGCUACCAAAGAGAAGGACCUUACUACGUGUCGGCAGUGGCCGCAGUCGGCAUGGAAGGAGCCCAAUGAUGCGUACCAGCCACCAACCAGAUGAUGUUUACAAACAUGUGCCAUCUCAUAAUAAACCCGUUCUCUCGAUAUAAAUGACUAACACUGCA